Megalobrama amblycephala (Wuchang bream) is the source of this 4210-nucleotide messenger RNA. It is a transcript of the gene scn1ba, whose product is annotated as sodium channel, voltage-gated, type I, beta a. Lineage: Eukaryota; Metazoa; Chordata; Actinopteri; Cypriniformes; Xenocyprididae. The transcript is spliced from 7 exons. Gene Ontology annotation, cellular component: voltage-gated sodium channel complex. The coding region runs from base 1938 to 2498 and encodes 186 amino acids. The record is from RefSeq and is a predicted model, not a curated record. Gene Ontology annotation, biological process: sodium ion transport; regulation of heart rate by cardiac conduction; cardiac muscle cell action potential involved in contraction. Gene Ontology annotation, molecular function: sodium channel regulator activity.
CCAGUCCCUCCUCGCCUAUCCCAAACGCAGCAUCCUUCCCUCUAUACAGCAUAAGAUAUCGUCAAUGAAUGCACCACGUUUUGUCUCAACGUGUGGUGCUCCGGUCCAAACGGAUUCUUUUUGUGUGCAUCAUAAUUUCAGUACCGAACAUUUAUGCAGAACAAUCUGGUUAAUUUUCGUGACCCUGAAAUAAACGUGGCGUGACCGACAGAUUGCGAGCGAAGCGACUUCAUCCACUGAGAAGCCGUUGUUUUGGGAUCGAAACCAGCUGAAUGAAGACUAAACGUGGGGACGAAAUGUUGUUGUGACUAAAUACGUGUGGUAAACGGAAACGGUAGGCUGAGAGAUAUUCAAACCACAAACCAAGGACCCCGAGGUCACGUUUAUUAUUGUUGACAGGGGAAAUACCGUCGACGUUGUUGGUAUUUGCAUCAGCCUAGGUAACGUCGUGCCCACUGAAUAUUUUUUUAAAAAGACUAUAGGGAAUGUAAUUGAAAUGAUCUUUAAUUCAUACAUAAUGUAGACGCAUGAAUGAUGUAUUAUUAGCAUAUUUUUGGUGAUCAUUACGCAUAUGCUUGAUGGAAAUACAGACGCUUUGGCGAAAUAACAGAUGGCAUGAGCAUAACUACAUCCGGUCAUAGUAAACAUUUACUGCAACUUCAUAUGCAUUUAUUUAAAUGAGAGAAAGACACAAACAUUAAAUAGGCAGCCUGCUAAAUCUGCUGUUGAUAUUUUAUGUACAAAUCAAUGUAAAUUGCCUCAUUUCAUAUACAUUUAGCAGGUCAUUUCUCUUCAUAUUUGGCUAAAAGUCUAUAACUUAUAGUUAAAGUUGAUAUAUCCUUGCGUUCACACAUUAACAGAAGCAAUAAUUCACAAAAUACAUAAGCAAUAAAUAUCAUUGAGUGUAGAAGUGAAUGCCUGAAUGUAUGUCUGCAUGAAGCCAAAGACACAUAAUCAUUAAUGAGAUUCAUUUUCCAUUUUAAACUCACUGUGGCAAAGAUUGGAUCACUUCAAAUGUUUUUUUCUCAGGUUAAAUCAGUCAACCGAUGUUUAAAAUAGCGCAAAAUCCUUAGUUAAUGCUUGUCUUCCAUCAUCUGCAUCAAUUUCUCAUUCAAAACUAGAUCACAAACCUCAGCUCCAAGUCUUCCACUGUCAAGAAAACUUUGUCGUUUAGUGAAUAUCUCACUAUAUAUUUUAGAAAUCAGAUUAGAUAUUGAUCAGACUAUUUUAUCACUAUAAAAAGUGUAUUAAUAUCAUUAUUAAGUAAGUACUGGCUAACAUAAAUAGGUCAAGAAGAACAGCUACUGACUGAAACUUGAGUCUGGCCUCUCGGCUCUUUUUUCUUUCAUGGAGUAACUGAAUACUCUGGACUUGUUGGAUCGAUCUCCUGCACAGAGGGCGUCACAUCUCAUACUCCCUCACCGGACUCCCUUGCUCCUCAUCAAAACACUCAUCUCCCACCCGACAGGAAGGACGGGUGGAAAACCUCAUCAGGGUCUGAAUUAAAAAGGAAGCCCACUGUCAUCUUCUUGCCUGAACUGUUUUCCACACUGUCAAGCUCAUCUGUUCACAGAUCCAGGGGACGUAUUUCCUUCGCAGAGCUCCUGUCUCACUGUGGACUACUUGCAGAGACCUCCUGCUCUUCAGUUCGAGCCUGUGUUUUGUGUCUGUGUUUGUGUGUGUGUGUGAAAGACAGAGACACGACUCUGAAAGCAACGGCUAUCAUCUGUGAAGAUGUCUGCAGUGCGGCUUCUGUGGGUCCCUGUGCUGUUGUGUUUAACACAUGAGGUCAGAAUUGCAAAAAGGUCAUUGGUUGAGAGCGAUGCAGAUGUCUCUGUGGAAACUGCAGGGUGAAGUGUGAGAGAAAGAUACUUGGAAUAUCAGCUUGGCUCUGCCAUGGGGCGUGUGUGGAGGUGGACUCCGACACGGAGGCAGUGAUGGGCGAUGGCUUCAAAUUGGGCUGUAUCUCUUGCAAGAUGAGAGGGGAAGUGCCGGCCUCUGCCACAGUGGACUGGUGGUUCAGGGCCAAAGGCGAGAGUGACUUUACACACAUCUACAGUUAUGCAGAUAUGGAAGGCUAUAUAAUGGACGACCGCUUCGUUGAUCGCCUAGCCUGGAACGGCAGUAAAAAAACUGAUGAUGUGCAAGACGGCUCAAUUUACAUCCUCAACGUCACCUUCAAUGACACCGGCACCUAUCGAUGCUUCUUCGACCGCACCCUCGUCUUCCCCAAUUACGAGUUCCGCACCAAUGCUACCAAGUUUAUCAUCCUCACUGUAGUGGGCAAUGCUACACGAGGUAUGGCGUCCAUCUUAUCUGAGAUCAUGAUGUAUGUGUCAAUCAUCGGGCUGCAGUUAUGGCUGGUGGUGGAGAUGGUCUACUGUUACAGGAAGAUCGCAGCAGCGGGAGAAGAAGCGCUGAGAGAGAGCGAGGCGGAAUAUUUAGCUAUAACCUCGGAGAGCAAAGAUAAUUGUGCAGGUGUAGCGGUGGCAGAAUAACACAGGUCCAAAAAAAGUCUCAAGCCAAAAGCUUGAAGAUAUGUCCACUAUGACAUCACCAACGGCGUCCUCAAUCACCAUCACCGUAUGGCACCAUCACUGCCAUAACCACAGGGCCGCUGUUUUCACAAUGACUGUGACAGAAACGCCAUUCUAAACCAUCAGGGAAAUGCAGUCACAUAUUACUAAAAAAUGAAGUGUUUUUACCCUAGACAACAAUUUGAGGUUAACAAAUGAAAGCAUUUAUUGGUUCAAGCAUGAUUCUGUAACACUGAACAUAACAAAUUGUACCGAACAUGACUUGUACAUACGUGUUUCAGCUUUUAACACCGUUUUGCUUUUUUCCACAUGAGAACUCAGCUUUAAAUGUGAUGAAAAUGAGCCACCAGUAUAUCUAAAGAGCCAGAGGACAUCAGAAAUAUUAUAGUGUAUAAAAAUCUGCAGGUCACUAGUAUAUUUACUGAGCCAGAGCGAAAACAUAUAUAUAUAUAAAAACAUGAUUUAAUCAAAUCGAAUUAUAUAUGUGAAAACAUAUCUAUAUAUAUAUAUAUAUAAGUAUUCUAAAGAUCACAAAUAUAUAUGUAAUAUAUAAAUAGGAAAAAUAGAAAACUUAUUAACAUAUAUUAGGGGUGUAACGUUGAACAUAUUCUUUCGGUUUAACCACUGGAGAAAUUUUCUGUAUGCUAAAUGUAAUUUGAAACUGAGUUUCCCUCUUUGAAUGAGAAACUUGUAUUUCACAGUUGUAUUCUAAUGAAAUUCACUCCAGUAUUUCAAUUUCUCAGUGAGUCUCAAUUUAUCUCCACAGACGAGCGCCGGUGUUGUCCCGACUUCUGACCCCCGCCAGAUACCCCCUAAAUCCGUGGGGUUACGAUUAGGCAAUCAAGUAGCGGCUUCAACGAGGGAUAAUAAUUUGGGAGGGAGUCGAAAUUAGGCACAACACCUGUGCACAUUAAAAUGGGACUGCAAGAAUUCUGACUAAAAUAUACAUUUUGCAUCCAAAAUUGGAAGCACUUCAAACCUCUUCCCAACAAAACAUUGAAUAGCAGCAGGAACAGUGUUUUGCAGCAGUAUUGACAGACUUCUAUAUUUAAAGGGAAAACAUAGUUUGUUCAGUAAAGCAAAAAAAAAAAAAAAAAACCCACCAAACUGUGACUUCAAAACCGAGGUACGUAAUUUUUGCGUAUACCGUUUCACCCCUAAUAUAUAUAUAGAAGGAGAAAUCUCAUGUUUGGCAGCUAGGGACUGUGAUUAGCAUUGCAUAGCUAAUGCCAACUUAAUAAUAACAACGCACAUCUACAACAAGAGCUUCCUAUCUGUCUACAGUCCUUCUCACAUACAGGGGACUUGAACCAGAACUAACUUAACUAAUCACAGGUAAGCUAACCAUAACUAUUAAAACUUUAUUUCUAAAACAAUAGUUCACUUAAAGGUACACUAUGGAACUUUUGCUGCUCUACCGGGUAAAAAAAAAAAAAAAACUGAAUGCAUUUUGCUGAGGAACAUUGUUUUGGUUGUGCUUAGGCUCUGAGUGAGUGUACAGAUGAAUAUGACCCUUCACAAUAGAUAUUGCUUUACAGUGAACUCUGUUAGAGAGCUAGAGUUUAUCUGUUUAAUAAAAUAACGUACCUUCACCACUGCCACUCCCACACCAUACACAUGUCAAGCAAUAAUAAUAUGGGGGCUGUUUACACGACACCGUUUUCAACUAAAAA